Molecule: messenger RNA, 1623 nt
Organism: Amoebophrya sp. A25
Lineage: Eukaryota; Dinophyceae; Syndiniales; Amoebophryaceae
Source: the annotation of a GenBank genome assembly
AUGGCAGGUUCGUCGCGUGGCUUGUUUCUCGUCUUCGAGGGGCUGGAUCGCAGCGGGAAAAGCACACAGUCUGAGCGCUUAUUUCAGCAUUUGAAAUCUGCUGGCGUCGCAGCUAAGAAGAUGGCAUUUCCGAAUAGGGAAACCACCAUAGGCGGUCUUAUAAAUUCGUAUCUGCAGUCGCAGUCGGAAUUAAGCGACGAAGCGAUCCACCUGUUGUUCUCAGCGAAUCGGUGGGAGACUUCAAUAGCCUUGGAAAAGGAUCUAGCUGCUGGGACAACUAUCGUAUGCGAUCGCUACGCCUUCUCGGGGGUCGCAUACACUGCCGCAAAAGGUACUACCUAACUGCGCUUUAACCAAAAAAAACACACGAUGUUGACCAUAUGAAGCAUGAUAUUUUAAAUGUAAGAAAAUCAAAGUUUGUUAUAUCAUGUUUGUUUACAAAUACAACUCUCGCAUGAAAAGUGUCACGCUUCUUAACCCUCACUUUUUCCUUUAGGUAGAAAACCUCUUUCUUGGUGCAAGGCUCCGGAUGUAGGGUUGCCGCAACCAGACCGCGUUUUUUACUUGGAUGUGGACCCCGAGACAGCUAAGAAACGAGCAGAUUUCGGUGGCGAGCGCUACGAAAAACAGGAGUUCCAGAGACAAGUUGGAGCACAGUUUGCCGCUUUUUCCAAGGAACCCUUUUGGCAUAAGCUUGACGCUUCAACGAAUAAAGUUAUGACAAUAAACACAAAGUUGUACUUGUAGAUUCUUGUUCUGAAUCUAAUGUAGUACUUGCAGAGUUAAGAUAGGUGUUGAGUAUGACUUUUUUCAACACUUUUUAGAUUUGCCUGUCAAGGUAAGCCGUGCCUGCAUUUAUUAAAGUUUGUUUUCAUCUUUUUGUACCCACUUGUACGUUUUGCAAAAGUUUACUUAAUAAGAAACAAGACCAAAUGCAGGCUGUGUAGGUAUAUUCUUCUAAGAACUACGACCUCAGUACGGAAAUUCAAGGAAAUGUCGAAGAGAUGCUUUCAGACACCGAAAUUCGGAGUGCACCCGUCAAAAAGUUGUGGACGAAUUUGCAAGGUGUUGCGGAAAAUUGACGCUCAUAAAUGUGAUGGCUUCUAUGUCGAGAUGUUAUAACUUUACGCUUUGAGCAUGAGCACAGAUUCUCCCCCCUGAUCUACUUCCUUGUUCCCGACUAAGAAUGGAUACUAAGAAUGGGAAGAAAGAUACUAGUUUUCGUCCGCCUCCUCAAACAGCACUAUUGCUAACGACCCAGAGUAACAUCACUAAAUUUUUAGUCUAAAAUCGAUCUUACCAAAGCAAAUUGCGCAUAAUCUUCUGAAUCGCAUUUGCUUAGGCAGAAAAUCGACUUUGCUGUGUUCGCACUAUUGUGAAUGAUAAUAUCCAAUAAAGCCAGUAUAAUAUAUAAUGAAAAUCAAAAUGAAGAUGUGCAUGAUGUAUAGCACUACAGCCACAAGAACAUCAAAUAUAGAACAAAUACCAAAGGAAACAAUGGAAACAGGAGUCCAGAGAAAAAGGAAAUUGAAAUCUGUAUUCAGGAUCACUCGACGACGAACGAUUCAUCAAGGUUCUUCUAGAGGGCGUCGUGUGGAGCAAAUUUAUCCGAGUACAGCGAGG